Molecule: messenger RNA, 850 nt
Organism: Salmo salar (Atlantic salmon)
Lineage: Eukaryota; Metazoa; Chordata; Actinopteri; Salmoniformes; Salmonidae
Gene: igfbp-2b1
Product: IGF binding protein 3
Biological process (GO): regulation of insulin-like growth factor receptor signaling pathway
Cellular component (GO): extracellular region
Molecular function (GO): insulin-like growth factor I binding; insulin-like growth factor II binding
Source: RefSeq, marked provisional
AUGGUGCUAUAUUUUGGCUGCGGUUUGCUUCUGCUUAUGUUACUUGGUCUGCCGGGCCUAUCGCUCGGGGACUUGGUAUUCCAUUGUCCGAAGUGCACUGCGGAGCGCCAAACUGCAUGUCCUGAGCUCACCAUCAACUGUACUGAGAUAGUCAGGGAGCCCGCCUGUGGCUGCUGUCCGGUGUGUGCCCGGUUAGAAGGUGAAUUCUGUGGCGUCUACACACCGAGGUGUUCCACAGGGCUGCGUUGUUAUCCCACUGCAGAUUCAAAAUUGCCCUUGGAGCAGCUGGUUCAGGGGUUAGGGCGAUGCUCACAAAAAGUGGACCCAGUGCCCAACCGCACUCAAGAGCAUCAGGGCACGAGUGAGGAGCUGCAGGGUACUGAGGGCCCCACUCAGAAGAAGCUGACCAAAGAUGUCAGGAUCUGGAUAUUGUCCAAAGAUCAGGCCAUAAGGCAGGCCCAGAACGAGCUCAAAACCAAGAUGAAGAACAACAACUGUGCCGAGGAACCUAAGACCCAAGAGCCCAUGAAGGGCCCUUGUAAACAGGAGCUGGAGAAGGUGCUGGAGGAGAUCUCCAAGAUGAGCUUCCAUGAUAACAGGGGACCAGUUGAGAAUCUGUACCAACUCAAAUUCCCCAACUGUGAAAAGAUAGGCCAGUACAAUCUCAAACAGUGCCACAUCUCCACCCACGGUCAGCGGGGCGAGUGCUGGUGCGUUAACCCCUUCACUGGUGUCCAGAUCGCCCAGUCCACCAAGGUGCGGGGGGACCCCAACUGCAGCCAGUAUGUGGAGGAGCAGGAGAUGGAGACUGGAACACAGUCCACUACCAUCCUGCAGAUGGCAGAGAUAU